GCUAUUUAGAAAAACAGGAGGCAUACCACCACUUAGUGAUCUGGGAGUCCAGGGAAGCCACGUGAUCAAUAUUCCUAGAGUACAUAUAGCAAUAUUUCACUUCUCACAUACCACAUUUAUUCUAGUGAAAAUUGCUGUUUCCUUCUUUUUUAUAUUCGUAACUUAAGUAUUAAUAAGUACGAGAUAAUUCAUAAGGUUUAAAGGAGAGUCAUCGUGAUAACUUGUAGUAACCUCAAGUAGGUAAAAACAAUUAUUUAUUAUUGAUUUGCGCGCAAAUAAAUAAAACGUUAGUAAUAUCUCUGACUUGUUCGGAACUUGUUGUGUAGCAAUUAUGAUGAAGUUCUUAAUCCUGCUAUCAUUCUUCGCUGUGAUCUACGCUCGCGAAAUCAGACCUAAUUGCUUAAUUAUACGCAAUAGAAGCUACGAAAAGGAAGUUCUUAAAGUUGACAUUAAGAGCCCGUAUCAACUGUCAAUAGAUUAUGACACGAAUACACUAUUCUUCAGUUACACCGCCAGAAAAGAAGAAAUGUUCCAAAUAGCAUAUCUAAGUUUAAAAACAAAUGAAUAUGGCGUCGUUUCCGGUAUUCAUGGAGGAUUCGCCACUGCUGUCGAUGCUAAGCACAGUAUUGUAUACAUGGGAGGUGAAGAUGGCAUUUACAAGUUCCAUUACCAAAAUAAAACCGCUACCAACCUCAACAUCAGAAACAACGUCAAUAUAUGGCAAAUGUUCUUCAAGGAUGGAUUGUACUUCACAACUUACCCCGAAGAAACGGCGUUCUUGUAUAAAAAAAAGAAGGUGGAUGUGGUACCAGAAUUUGUUAAUAUCAAAACUAUGUUGAUUGCUGUCAAUAAAGAUGGGAAUAUGGUAUACGCUAAUUCUUCAGGGUUGUUCGUAUAUAACAAGCUUAGAAUGACCACUAGCCUUUUGGAUACGGCUGUUGUGAAUGGGAUAACAGCUGACAUCGACGGUAACUUAUACUUCUCAACUCCUACCGGAGUGUACUAUAUUAAUGAAGUCACGAAUGAAGUUGAUGAGCUUUUUAAAAUGGAAAAUAUCUAUGGAGUAGCUGUUGAAGGCAAUGGAGACAUCAUUUAUGCUACAGAGGAUAGUAUUAUAAGACUGAAACCUACGAAAGAAGAAUGCUACUAUGAUCAAAAGUGGUUGUCCAACGAAAGUAUAUAAUUAAAUUACUUUAAGAUUUUGAUACUAGUUUAUAAAGAAAUGUACAAUAGCUAAAUUUAACGAAAGUCCCUAAGAGCCCAAAGAGGAAUAAUACUAAAAUUCGAUGUUUAAUUAAUAAAAUAGAUUAUAAGAUCA
Molecule: messenger RNA, 1318 nt
Organism: Trichoplusia ni (cabbage looper)
Lineage: Eukaryota; Metazoa; Arthropoda; Insecta; Lepidoptera; Noctuidae
Product: ommochrome-binding protein-like
Exons: 2
Coding region: 332-1183 (283 amino acids)
Molecular function (GO): protein binding
Source: RefSeq, a predicted model, not a curated record